This is a messenger RNA of Seriola dumerili (greater amberjack), 2048 nucleotides long. RefSeq names its product arginyl-tRNA synthetase 2, mitochondrial (gene rars2). Gene Ontology annotation, biological process: arginyl-tRNA aminoacylation; mitochondrial translation. The coding region runs from base 100 to 1839 and encodes 579 amino acids. The transcript is spliced from 20 exons. NCBI's taxonomy places the organism in Eukaryota, Metazoa, Chordata, Actinopteri, Carangiformes, Carangidae. Gene Ontology annotation, molecular function: ATP binding; arginine-tRNA ligase activity. The record is from RefSeq and is a predicted model, not a curated record. Gene Ontology annotation, cellular component: mitochondrion; cytoplasm.
GAAAGCACGUUAGCCAAAUCAAUGUGAACGGAUCAUGGAUAGAUAUGUAUAGUUUUGCAAAAAGUUUAUCAUUAUAUCGUGUUUGCAAUUUUAGGAAACAUGGCUUGUUUCUUUAGAAGAAGAAUUGCGGCGAAGCUGGGUAGGACGCUGCAGCAGUCUGAGGAUGCCUUCAUACCAGCUCUGUCAGCAGUCUCUGUUUUUAAGAAACAGAAGACAGCUGACUUCAAACUGCCCAUCAGCACUUUACGAACCAAUGGGAUUUUACCAUCCAGUGGAGACAUUCAGUUGCAGACAGAGAACUUGGCCUCUCAGUUGAAUCAGGACAGUGUGUUGGAAGACAUAUCUGCUGAUCGUGGAGUGAUCUACUUUACAGUUAAUCGCAAGCUUCUUGUUCAGAAAAUGUUGGAGCCAUUUGGAGGGCAGGAGGAUGAGAGAUUUGGGUUAAAUAGUGAACUUUUUAAUACCCUCAAGAGAGGAACAACAUUAGUAGAAUACAGCUCUCCAAAUAUUGCCAAAAAAUUCCACGCUGGACACUUGCGGUCUACAUUUAUUGGUAACUUCAUUGCUAACCUAAAGCGGUCCCUCGGAAACAACGUUAUUCGAAUGAACUACCUUGGCGACUGGGGUAUGCAGUUUGGUUUGCUUGGAGCAGGGUUUGGCCAGUUUGGAUGUCAGGAGAAAUUAAAACAGAAUCCCUUACAGCAUUUGUUUGAGGUGUAUGUUCAAGUGAACAAGGAAGCAGAGCGCAGUGAGGACAUGAAGCAGGCUGCCAGAGACUUCUUUAGACAGCUGGAGCAGCGUGACAGCCAGGCCAUGUCGUUAUGGCAACAGUUCAGAGAGAUCACAGUACACGAGUAUCAACAUGUUUACAAGCGGUUAGGGAUCCACUUUGAUGUUUACUCCGGGGAGUCCGAUCACCAAGAUCAAGCCCAGGAAGUGGUGCAGCAGCUGCAGAGCCAAGGCCUGUUGAAAACUUCUGAGAAAGGAACCGGUGUCGUGGAUCUUUGUCCUGAUGGAGACAUGAGCAGCGUCUGUACAGUGCUACGCAGUGACGGCACAACUCUCUACAUCACCAGAGAUGUUGCUGCAGCCAUUGACCGAAAACAAAAGUACCACUUUGAUGAGAUGAUUUAUGUGACAGAUAAAAGUCAAGCGAACCACUUCCACCAGUUGUUCCAGAUCUUGCUCAGUAUGGGUCAUUCUUGGGCUGAAAGGUGUCAGCAUGUGCCCUUCGGCCUGGUGCAGGGCAUGAAGACCCGGACCGGUGAGGUGGUGUUUCUGGAGGACGUGCUGAACGAAGCCCGGACCAGGAUGUUAGACAACAUGAGCCAAUCAAAAACAACAAAGGAAAUGGAAAACCCAGAGGACACAGCAGAGAAAGUGGGAAUCAGUGCACUAAUAGUUCAGGACUUCAAAGGUCCCCUGCUUUCAGACUAUAAAUUUGACUGGGACAGGAUGCUGCAGGCUCAGGGAGACACCGGCGUCUUCCUCCAGUACACACACGCUCGACUCUGCAGUUUAAUAAGGAGGAAUGAGGGCAUAGAGGCAGCUGCAUUCGAUCCAUCCCUUCUACUUGAGCAGACAACUAUCACCAUCCUGCAGCACCUCCUUCGCUAUGAUGAAGUGUUGUACCAGUCAGCCCAGGAUCUGCAACCCAAACACCUGGUCAACUUUUUAUUGAAGUUGUGCCACCUGAUUGCCUCGGCACACAGACAGCUGCCGGUGAAAGGAAGCCCUCGGGAUGUGGCACAGGCAAGGUUACGACUGUUCAGUAGAGCCUGCUCAGUCCUGGCCAACGGGAUGAGGAUCCUCGGCAUCACACCGGUUGAUAAAAUGUGAUCUUAGUGUUAUUUCACUGCUGCAGAUACCAAUAUAGUUAUUGUUAAUAAUUUUUUUUUUUUUUUUUUAAUAAUUGUAAAUAAGGAGCCUUACAUUUAAAAAAAAAAAAUAAAAAAUAAUCUUCCUUAAUUGAACGUCCUACUAUUGUUUUAGACAUCUGAAAACAACAGACCUGAGUGAUGUAACUCAACUCUAUCCUCAUGUUUGAU